AUGUCUAAAGAGGAUUCGUCUGAAGAAUCGAUUUGCAAUAUAGGAGAGGAAGCGGCAAAUCGAACCGCAGAGAGUACGCCUGUGAAAGGAUAUGAAAAUCCAAGCCUCCAAGAUCCUUCUUAUUUCAAAUGCCGGUGGAAGGAGUACCUUUUCAUCUUUUCAUCUAUGGUUUCCCAACUAUUAAAUCAAGCAGCCAGUACACAGACUAAUCCACUGUUUAAUGUUCUUUCUGACGACUUCAACUCUUCUACUGCCGAGCAGACAUGGCUCAUGGCCUCUUUUGCCCUCGUAUCAGGAUCUUUCAUUCUUGUUAGUGGAAAGUUUGGAGAUAUUUACGGAUUAAAGAAGAGUCUUCUCGGUGGUUAUGCUGUGAUUAUCAUUUGGUCGCUUAUUUGCGGCUUCACUACUUAUGCACACAGUGUUAAUUUCUUCAUUGUCGCUAGAGCAUUCCAAGGUCUUGGUAUUGCAUUCAUUGUACCCAAUAUUAUGGGCAUAGUCGGUAAUGUUUACGUACCAGGGUCUAAGAGAAAGAAUAUGGUAAUUAGUUUGAUCGGUUCAUGCGCGCCUAUUGGUGCAACUCUCGGCGUUGUUUUCUCGGGUCUGAUCGCUACAAAAAGCACUAAUUGGGCUUGGACAUUUUAUGCAUAUGCUAUUGUUGCGGCCAUAAACGCAUGCAUUGCGUAUUGGAUAAUUCCAAACAGUAUUCCUACCAAUGUCCAUAAUUUCUCAAUGGACUGGAUAGGUUCUGCGAUAGGUGUAACAGGGCUGAUUUUGUUCAACUUUGUUUGGAACCAAGGACCAAUCGUUGGCUGGGGCAAGGCCUACGUCAUUGUCCUUCUUAUUGUAUCGGUCAUUAUCCUAGUUACCUUUUUCGUUUACGAGGCUAAAUACGCCAAGGAGCCAUUACUUCCCCAUGCUGCUCUCUUCAAUCGUCAUCUGCUGAUGAUCCUGCUUUCGAUUUUCUUUGGGUGGGGGUCCUUCGGAAUAUGGACAUUCUACUACAUGUCAUUUGUACUCAAUCUCAGACAUUACACUCCGUUAUGGGCAGGUGGAACGUACUUCACAUUUGCAAUUUUUGGCAUCAUUGCGGCAUUAUUUGUUGGCUUCAGCAUACACAAGGUACACCCGUCCAUAAUCCUUCUUCUAUCCAUGUUGGCUUUUGACAGCGGUUGCAUCAUGCUUUCAGUGACUCCAGUGCACCAGACUUAUUUCCGCAUGAUUCUUGGUAUGCAGGUCAUUUUAAGUUUUGGUAUGGAUCUCUCAUUUCCCGCAGCGUCGAUCAUUUUAAGCGACAAGCUGCCUCCCCAGCAUCAAGGUAUGGCCGGUUCGCUAGUCAGUACUAUGGUGAGUUAUUCCAUGUCGCUGUGCCUAGGUAUUGGGGGAACGGUCGAACACCAAAUAAACAAGACAGGUGAAGACCUACUUAAGGGCUAUAGAGCAGCACUAUAUCUUGGUAUAGGACUUGCUUCACUUGGCGCUGCCAUUAGUUUUGCCUUCAUGGUAGAAAAUCUCUAUCUCAUCCGGAAGACCAAACUUGAACAACAAAAAGACGUUGAGUCAAAAUCUCACAUCUAA
Messenger RNA from Lachancea fermentati, 1575 nucleotides. Lineage: Eukaryota; Fungi; Ascomycota; Saccharomycetes; Saccharomycetales; Saccharomycetaceae. The record is from the annotation of a GenBank genome assembly.